AAAAAAAAAAAAAACAGAUUUUAUAGCAUAUGCAUGAAUUUAAUACUACAAUGCCACACAAAUCAACGGAACCUCAGUUGACAAGGAGCAUCACAAUUUCCCAGUUUAGAUCACCAUUUCCUCCUAAUUAUUAUCCCGUCAAACAAGACAAAAGCCUACUGCAAAGAGACACUCAAAACAGAAAAUGGCUGAAACUGCAGUGUUCCGUUUACUAGCCAACAUUGCACCCUUCCUCCAAGAAAAGGUGAAUUUGUUGAGCGGAGUUCGGCAAGAGAUUGAAUUCAUCAGAGAUGAAUUCGAGCGCAUGUCAGCUUUCCUCAGAGUUGCUGAUGCUAAGGAAGAAAGUGACCCCCAACUCAAAGUUUGGGUCAAACAAGUCCGUGAUGCUGCUUAUGACACUGAAGAUGUUCUUGACAAAUUCAAGCUUCACCUUGCAGAUCAUCAUGGCGAUGGAUUCGGUGGUUUUGUUCGUAAGAUCUGGAGCUCCAUCAAGACUUUAAAAGCUCGGCGCCAAAUUGCUUCUGAAGUACAAAGAAUCAAGUCCAGGGUCAUCAGUAUUUCCCAAGGACAUCAGAGAUACCAUGAUAAAUAUGGUACACUAGAGCAAGGAUCAAGGUCCACUUCUGUUAACAAUGCAUGGUAUGAUUAUCGUGGCGAUGCACUUCUACUCGAAGAAGCGAAGCUAGUGGGUAUUGAAAAACCCCAAAGACAACUGAUUGGGUGGCUAGUCGAAGGAGGUCCUGGGCUGAAAGCAGUUUCGGUGGUGGGAAUGGGAGGCUUAGGCAAAACAACCCUGGUUAAAAAGGUCUACGAUGAUGCAACGGUGAAGAAACAUUUUAACAGUCAUGCUUGGCUCACUGUUUCCGAGUCAUUCAGGGCCCAGGAUCUCCUGAAAGACAUGAUUCAACAACUCUUUAAAGAAAUCAUGCAACCAGUCCCUGUUGGAGUUGAAACUAUGAGCAUCGACAAGUUGAAAUAUCUGGUUAAUAAUUUUCUGCAAGAAAAAAGGUAUGUGGUUGUUUUCGAUGAUGUUUGGAAUGUAAAAGAUUGGGAGGCUAUCAAACACAUGCUGCCUGACAAAAAUUGUGGUAGCCGUGUCAUUCUUACAACUCGUUUCACCGAUAUAGCUUCUACUUGUUGUGAAGAAAAUGAUGGUGAUGUUUAUACCUUGAUGCCGUUGUCCUCAGAGGAGUCUUGGACACUGUUUUGCAACAAGACUUUUCGGGGAGACUUAUGCCCUCCAAACUUGAAGGGAAUUUCUCUUCGAAUCUUAAAAAGGUGCGAGGGAUUGCCGCUUGCAAUUGUAGCAAUAAGUGGUGUUUUGGCUACAAAGGAUCAGAGCAGAAUAGAUGAAUGGGAAAUGCUUUAUCGCAGCCUUGGUGCUGAAUUAGAAGGCAAUGACAAACUAGAGAGUAUGAAAAAAGCGCUCUCUCUCAGUUACAAUGAUCUGCCUUAUUAUCUAAAGAUUUGUUUCUUUUACUUGAGCAUUUUCCCGGAGGAUCAACAGAUAUUGUGCAAAAAAGUAAUUCGACUUUGGAUAGUAGAAGGAUUUGUGAAUGCUAUUGAGGGGAAGACAAUAGAAGAAGUUGCAAAUGGCUACCUCAAUGAGUUAUUCAAUAGGAGCUUGAUUCUAGGGGCAGAGAGAGAUCCAGAUGGAAGGCCUCGUGAUUUCCACAUUCACGACCUGAUGUGUGAAAUUAUUGUUUCCAAGGCGAGAGAGCACAACAUUGUAACAACAAUUUGCAGACAGGGCUCCAGGUGGCCGGAGAAGGUCCGCCGCCUAUUGAUCCGAAGCACCUCGAAUAAUAUAGAAUAUAGCAAGCGUUCUUCUCGACUUCGUUCUCUGUUUGUGUGGGGGCCGAUGGAUUCAUUCCCUAUUGCAUCCUUGCGUGAGUUGUUUAGAGGUGGUUUAAAGCUGCUAAAUGUGUUAGAUUUGGAAGGUACACCAUUGGAGAUUAUACCAGAUGAAGUUUUUAAACUGAUCCAUCUAAGAUACCUUGGCUUAAGGGAUACAAAAAUAAAGAUGGUCCCAAAGUUGAUUGGGAGGCUUGAGAACUUGGAGACCUUUGAUCUACGAGGAACCUAUGUGACUAAGCUUCCUGAUGAAAUCCUACGCCUUCAGAAAUUGCGCAAUCUCCUAUCAUUUCAUUUUAAAUCAGGAGGCAUUUAUUUUGAAUUUGAAGAUUUUAGUGGCUUUAAAGCUCCAUCUCAGUUACGAAGCUUGCAAUCUCUACAAGUGCUGUGGCUGAUAGAGGCAGACCAAAGAAGUGAAGGUGAGGUUAGUAUAGUGAAAGAGCUGGGGAGGCUAACCCAACUAAGGGAGUUAGGCAUUGGGGAUUUAAGAAGAGAAGAUGGGGUGACUCUGUGCUCUUCCAUUGAGAAGCUCAGCAAUCUUCGCAUAUUAUAUGUAAUUUCAACAAAAGAGGAUGAGAUCCUUGAUCUGCAAUCUCUGUCUCUAAUUCCUCAAUUUCUUCGAGAGUUAUACUUGUAUGGGCUUUUGGAGAAGUUUCCGCACUGGAUACCUUCUCUCCAUGGCCUUGUUUGUUUAGUUUUAGGGAGGAGCAAGUUAAGAGAUGAUCUUUUGCAAUCCCUACAAGAAUUACCCAAUUUGGCUAAGCUUACACUUGAUCAGGCGUAUGAAGGGGAGGGACUGUGUUUCAAGGCAGGAAGGUUUCAAAGGCUUAAAGAUUUGCUUCUUUGUAAAUUAAAAGGAUUGAGAUGGGUGAGAAUGGAGAAGGGAGCAAUGCCCCACCUUGAAGCUCUAAGUAUCAGAAAUAGUGAAUUGAUGGAGGAGGUCCCCUCAGGCAUCGAACAUCUAACCAACCUCCAUACGUUUGAGCUUGGGGAUAUGUCUAAGAAAUUGAUUUCAAAGUUAGAUCGAGAAGUACCAGAUGGGGAUUAUUGGAAAAUAGCGCACAUCCCUCAAGUUAGAAUUUGGUACUUAGAACCUGGUCAAAAUAAGUAAAGUAAAGUAAAGUAAAGUUUCUAUGAAGAGAGAGGAUGAGGAAGGAGAAGAGCUCUCUCUAGAUUGGAUGAGUACCAUAGUAAAUAACCAUUUUCCC
This is a messenger RNA of Camellia sinensis, 3062 nucleotides long. The record is from RefSeq and is a predicted model, not a curated record. NCBI's taxonomy places the organism in Eukaryota, Viridiplantae, Streptophyta, Magnoliopsida, Ericales, Theaceae.